Lolium rigidum is the source of this 1222-nucleotide messenger RNA. Its product is annotated as acidic leucine-rich nuclear phosphoprotein 32-related protein 2-like. Gene Ontology annotation, cellular component: nucleus. The record is from RefSeq and is a predicted model, not a curated record. Gene Ontology annotation, molecular function: histone binding. The coding region runs from base 1 to 1128 and encodes 375 amino acids. Lineage: Eukaryota; Viridiplantae; Streptophyta; Magnoliopsida; Poales; Poaceae. The transcript has 2 exons.
AUGGAGACGGGCGGCGCGGCGGCGGCGGCGGCGGCGAGGGAGUUGCGUUUCCUCAACCUGGGCUUUCCAUCCGAGGUUGGAGAUGGAGAGCUGGGCUCUUCGCGGGCCACUAUUGGAUUUUAUACCGGGCCGAAUCAAGAGGCCCAUUAUAAGCCCAUUUCCAAUUUGCCAACGCUUGGACGCCAUCCAUUUCCGUACUUGUCCGCUCCGCCUCCGUGCUUCCGGCUCCACCAGGGUUUAGCUAGGGUUCUACCACUCCAGUCCCCAACCCCCGACGCAGCCAUGGCCGGCGCCGCCGCCGCCGCCGCCGGAGAGGACGACGCGGCGUGGGAGCGCGCCAUCAACGCGUCCGUGAAGAACGCGCCCAACUCGCCCUUCUCCGCGCCCAAGACCCUAACCCUGGACGGCGCCGUCAAGUCCUCCACGGGCCGCCUGCCCUCGCCGGCGCUCUUCGACCGCUUCCCGUCCCUGGAGGAGCUCUCGGUGGCCGGCGCCCGCCUCUCCUCGCUCGCGGGCCUGCCGCGCCUCCCGGCGCUCCGCCGCCUCUCGCUCCCCGACAACCGCCUCUCGGGCGCCGACUCCCUCGCGGCCGUCGCGGGGUCCUGCGGCGGCACCAUCCGCCACCUCGACCUCGGCAACAACCGCUUCGCGCAGGUCGAGGAGCUCGCGCCGCUCGCGCCGCUCGCCGUCGAGGCGCUGGAUCUGUACCAGUGCCCUGUCACCAAGGUCAAGGGGUACAGGGAGAAAGUGUUUGCGCUGGUUCCUAGUUUGAAGUACCUCGAUGGCGUUGAUGCUGAGGGUAACGAUCGUUUGGAGACUGAUGAGGAUGAGGAUGACGAGGAGGAUGAGGAGGAUGACGAGGGUGAAGAGGGUGAAGAGGAAGAAGGAGAUGAAGAGGACGGGGACGAAGAGGAAGGAGAUGAAGAGGAUGGGGAGGAAGAGGAAGGAGAUGAAGAAGAAGAAGGUGAUGAGGCUGAAGAUGUAGAAGAUGAGGCUGAUGACAAUGAACCAGAUUCUGGGGGGGAUGACAAAAGCAAAGAAACCAACGGGAACAAAGAGUCUACAGGAUCUGCCCUGCCAAGCAAGAGGAAAAGGGAUAACGAAGAUGAUGGCAAUGAAGACAAAUAAUUUGCUUCCGGGAAUGCUUAUGGUUGGUUGUAGUUGCCACAUGCUUUUCCGGGGCUCCUUGCGGUGUAGAAGUCUUUGUAGUUCUGUUAGAAGA